Messenger RNA from Aspergillus versicolor CBS 583.65, 2204 nucleotides. RefSeq lists its product as uncharacterized. The record is from RefSeq and is a predicted model, not a curated record. Bases 1 to 1974 code for a protein of 657 amino acids. Lineage: Eukaryota; Fungi; Ascomycota; Eurotiomycetes; Eurotiales; Aspergillaceae. Gene Ontology annotation, molecular function: DNA binding; zinc ion binding; DNA-binding transcription factor activity, RNA polymerase II-specific. The transcript is spliced from 8 exons. Gene Ontology annotation, biological process: DNA-templated transcription; regulation of DNA-templated transcription.
AUGUCGCCAGUAACCAGAGAAACAAUCCAGGCGAGACGGAAUAGACUGUCGUCUGUUCCUAGAGCGUGCGAAGCAUGCAAGAUUCGCAAGGUUCGCUGCGACCGCACCACCCCAUGUGCAAACUGUCAAGCGUCCAAUAUCACUUGUCGACAUCCAAACGACAGAUCGAAAAGUCAGUUGCAGGCUGAUAAAGUAGCCAAUCUUGAAGAUACUAUAGGGCGCCUCGAGGGACGCCUUCAGACCGUCGAGUCCAGACUCGCUGCCCUCGAGCCAUCGCAGCGGACUACCUUGGCUGGGGAUUCGGAGAACUUGGAUGUCUCACAUCGUGCAUCUGGUUCAAUUCAGGAUGGCCACCCGUUUGAAGGCACUUCUUCGUUCACAAAGCAGUCCCUCGCAGCAAGUGAAAGCGCUCAAGUGGUAUCCCUCUCCAUCAACACCGGUGAUGACUCGGCGUUACAUCAACUUCAGAAAGCUGUCACAAUCCCACAUACCCUUGCGAAAUGUGAUUUCUUGUUUCACAAGUCAGUUUCGACAUUGGCACGGCCAGUUCAGCCUCUGCCUGUCGCCCUGGUAGCUUGCAUCCUGCGACGAAUGAGAGCCCGCCGUCCAAUUUUCCUGUCUUCAUAUGCCAUCAGCGAUCUAUCAUUAAUCGAGAAACUAUGCCAAAGAGUCUACUUUCAAACAGACGCAGCAUCGCUGAGCGACAUUGCUAGUGUACAUGGAGUUUUGCUUUUCGUCACGAAAGAAUUUAUUGCAAUGAAAGAUGAGCUCUGUGAGAAAUUUGACCUUGCUACCUACCUGGACUACUGUGAACAAAACUUCGUCGCCGCGAUUGAAACCUACGAAAUACUUGCCGUUCCGAGUUUUGAAAGCAUACUUGCAUUGACCAUGGGCAUGCUCAAGGCUCAGGGUGAAGGAAAGCCGUACCUAUAUUGGAACCUUGUCUCUGCUGCUGUUACCCAUUGUCAAUCGCUCGGAUACCACCGUGAAUUGACGUAUUCAAAUGUCCCAUCCAGUCAAGCCGAGAACAUUCGACGAUUGUUUUGGACAGUAUAUGCCUUUGACAAAAACAUGUCUCUUGUGCUGGGUCGUGUUUCCAAUAUGCAGAGUGUCGAAAUUGACACACAUCAUCCUAUUGUUUCUUCUGAUCUUGCUCUUCGGGCAUGGGAUGAGUCUUUUAUUAAGGGAAUAAACCUCGCGGAGCUUCAGGGUCGAAUCUUCGCUGGUCUUUAUUGCAACGUGACCAUGGUCAGAGAUUUAUUUGAGCGCACACAGCUUAUCAGUGACCUGGCUGCUUCAAUGGAACAAUGGCACGAUGAACUCGAACGGAUUAACCCCGAAGGAGUCAAUAAUCCUCACAUAUUCCACCUGUCUAGAGGAAAUUCGGACAUCUUAUACUAUUCAACCCUGACAUUGCUUUUCCGUGCACCUUCGACUGCUGGAGAAGACCUUCGCAUUGGUUCCGAUUGCUUCAAUGCGGCCUGCAAAAGUUUACAAGCUCAUCUGAGUUUCUUUCCGCAAUACCAAGAAUGUCAACUUCUUACAGACGGAGAAUAUUUCAACUGGAUUCUUUUGUCUGCUUCGUUUGUCCCCUUUAUUGUCACUUUUCUCCACGCCGUUUCUGCCAAGGAUAUGUCGGAUGUUAUUCUGCUUGAACAAGUCCUGAGCACUUUCGAAAACUUCCGAAACGCCUCCCAGGGUUCGCAGCGCCUAUACCAAGUGUGCUCUACCUUUACGCAAGUCGCCAAGAAGCUAGUCAAUUCAGAGCAGUCUCCUAUCGGGAUAUACAACCACCAACAAGACUCUCUAGAAUUUUCAGACUCCUCGCUCAGCACAUCUCUAUUCUAUCCCGAGAUUUUCGAAGAUGCACUUGCACCUGGGGAGAUGGAUUAUGUUGACCCAUCGUAUGCUACGGAUAUUCUGGAUGGCUGGCUUAGCGGACCACCGUUUCCGUGGGAUAAAUUGGAUGAUUAACUUGCAACAGUGAUAACUAGGUGAAGACUGCGUGGUUCAAAAUAAACUGAUGCAGUAUUGACAAACAAUACAUGAAAAGCUUUACUUCUGACACUUGUAUUGUAAUAUUAAAUUUCCUAUUUUGAUUCAGUUGUCUAUUUGGUGAUACCGUACAUGCUGCUCACUGCGCUUGGGAUCUUGAAUGCUCCCCAUCAACCUCAUCUCUUCCGCUCUUCGAGCGAAGUGUCUGC